This is a messenger RNA of Leptonychotes weddellii (Weddell seal), 952 nucleotides long. The record is from RefSeq and is a predicted model, not a curated record. Lineage: Eukaryota; Metazoa; Chordata; Mammalia; Carnivora; Phocidae.
GGAGAGAUACGAGCUUUCAGGCCAUAAAGAAUUAAACUGUCUGCAACUCAGAUUUGUCAUCUUAAAACGGGGGCUAUGCUUCUUGCCUAUGGUAUAGAAUGGGAAAGCACUUUCUAAACUUGAAAUGCAAGGGGCUCUUACCCUUAAGUUCAGUUUGUGAGGCAGACACUCCUCUCUGAUGGAGUCAUUACCUUCACAGCCUUGGGUGGGAUCGUAUGUUGCAUAUAAAUCUGGACCAAAAUGCCACCUUUAUGUUUUGUUUAGCUCCAGAACAAAGGACUGAAAGAUUACUGCUUUGAUUAUAACCCUCCCAGUGAAAACCAAAUCGUAGGACACCAGGUCCUUCUGUACCCCUGUCAUGGAAUGGGUCAGAACCAGUUUUUCGAGUACACGUCCCAGAAGGAAAUACGCUAUAACACCCACCAGCCAGAGGCCUGCAUCACUGUGGAGGCAGGAACGGAUGCCCUCGUCAUGCAUCUCUGCCAGGAAACUGCCCCAGAGAAUCAGAAGUUCAUCUUGCAGGAGGAUGGUUCGUUAUUUCAUGUACAGUCCAAUAAAUGCAUUCAGGCUGAGAGGAAGACGUUCAGUAGUGACAGUUUCGUACCCCUCUUGCGGGACUGCACCGACUCCGAACAUCAGAAAUGGUUCUUCAAGGAACACAUGUGAUAAAGUGUCACGGUACAAGGAGCUCAUGGAAGGAGUGGGAAGGCCCCUGGACUCUGCCCAAGAGAGACUUAGCAGAGUCCAGUGACAGACCCACCCCAAAGCUGGCUGCUUUCCUUUGAUAAGAAAGUUACUUAAAACCUGUGAAAGUGAUGUUGGAUUUAAGAAGCUUUUUACUGAUUUUGAAAACUUCAGAAUUGCUCCUAAAUACCCUAUUUUCAAAGGGUAGUCAUAAAAUGUUAACUCUUGGUAUUCAGAGAAUUAAAACCUUUAAAUAUUUUUCUAUCAA